This is a messenger RNA of Capsicum annuum, 2222 nucleotides long. RefSeq names its product pentatricopeptide repeat-containing protein At1g01970. The record is from RefSeq and is a predicted model, not a curated record. The coding region runs from base 208 to 1428 and encodes 406 amino acids. The transcript has 3 exons. Lineage: Eukaryota; Viridiplantae; Streptophyta; Magnoliopsida; Solanales; Solanaceae. Gene Ontology annotation, molecular function: protein binding.
UAAAAACUAACCCGUUAUGUUAUCCAGUAUCCACUUAGCCCCUCCAAUUAUUUUCCAAGCAACACUUGCGUUUGUCCCUGUACCAAUUCUUGAUUGGCUGCUUGCAGUGAUGAUGCCAAGUUAGAUUUUCUACUGACUUUCCGCUUGCAUAUUACUUCAAUUAGCAAAAAUUUGCAGUGUUCUUGUAUUAAUUAUCUGUUUUUUGACAUGGGUUUUGUGGUAUCUGAUGUCUUUUCUUGUUCCACUCAACCAUAUGUACUAACCAAUACCAUUGGAAGAGCAAGAAUCCGUCAUUACUCUUUAAAGGGUGUUUUUUUCUUGCAAAAAGUUAACAUCUUUGGGUGUUGUGAAUUGGGUUUUAAGCCUUUAUCAGCAGAGAGUGAUGUAGCAUUAGAUAGUGAUAAAUCAAGGUAUAAGUGGGUUAAGAUAGGUUCUGAUAUUACUGAGGAACAGAAAAAGGCAAUCUUGAAGCUACCACCAAAGAUGAUAAAUAGAUGUAAGGCAUUAAUGCAACAGAUUAUAUGCUAUUCACCUGAAAAGGGUAGUUUGUCACUCUUGUUAGAGGCUUGGGUGAAGAGUAUGAAGCCUGAGAGAGCUGAUUGGCUUGCUGUACUUAAAGAAUUGGACAGGCUGAAUCAUCCCAUGUAUUUUGAGGUAGCUGAAUUAUGCCUCUUAGCAGAAUCAUUUGAAGCCAAUGUUCGUGAUUACACCAAGAUAAUUCAUAGCUAUGCAAAGCAGAAUCGGCUGAAUGAAGCUGAAAGUGUGCUCUUAUGCAUGAAGAGUAGAGGUUUCACAUGUGAUCAGGUGAUGCUGACAGCUUUAGUUCACAUGUAUAGCAAGGCUGGUAACCUAAAGCUGGCUGAAGAUACUUUUGAAGAGAUGAGGUUGCUUGGAGUACAAUUGGAUAAGAGGUCCUUUGGAUCAAUGAUCAUGGCCUAUGUCAGAGCUGGAAAGCUUGAUCAAGGAGAGGCUCUACUGAAGGAAAUGGAAGAACAAGAGAUAUAUGCCGGAAGAGAAGUUUAUAAAGCACUUCUGAGAGCCUAUUCGAUGAGUGGUGAUAGCAAAGGAGCUCAAAGAGUUUUUGACGCACUUCAGUUAGCAGGAGUAAUCCCUGAUGCGACGAUUUGUGGUCUGCUUAUGAAUGCCUAUAUUAUGGCCGGUCAAUUGAGUGAAGCUUGUAUUGCAUUUGAAAAUAUGAGAAGAGUUGGCAUAGAACCAAAUGAUAAGUGUAUCACAUUGCUAUUGACAGUUUAUGAAACAGAAAACAACCUGAGCAGGGCACUUGAUGUUUUGAUUGAUUUGGAGAGGGAUGGUGUUGUGCUUGGCAGAGAAGCUUCUGAAUUAUUGGCUCGUUGGUUCAAGAAACUUGGGGUAGUUGGAGAAGUGGAGCUUGUUUUGAGAGAUUACGCAUCAAACUUGGUGCAUUGAGAAACUGAUGCUUUCUUGCUGUAGCCCGGAGUUUCUCUCUGUUGUAUCUAUAUGAGAAACAGUCUUGUUUUCCUAUCUGCCGGUAUCAUCACUCUUGCUGUACGUUUGAUACAACAUACUGCCCAGGAAAGUAUCACAAGUCACAGCUGCUUGUAUCAACAAAACAAGCAGAGGUAUGUUUUUCAUAUUUCUGUUAAGUGGUUCAGUGCCUGAUACAAUUUAGAGAUGAGCUCUUCAUGUUCUUGUGGAUAUAAGCAACUCUCAAAUGCUGAAACAUCGUCUCAGCUGGUCUUUCGGCAACAAGAGUACAAUAUGGUUGGAAGAAACAAGGGUGUUCGUGACUAUGCCCCUCAAGUGUUGGUUUAUCAGCUUCAGUUUUUGUCAUGUGAAACCAUUUCCUUUGUAGCUCUUUUUUUUGUUUUGUUUUUUGAUACUUAAAUAGAUAAACAUGAUCAGUGAGGAUUCAAUCGUAUAUAGCUAGCUGAUUUCCAACUUGUUUAAGACUGACAUGUAGUUGUUCGAGAGUGAGGUGUAGUUGUUCUAGUGAUGCGAAAAUCCAAGUGUUUGGAUUAGAGAAAAAAAGAUUUAAGGAUACUACUCAAGAUCCUAAGGAGAUACUGCAGAUCCAGAAGCAGCAAAUGGCAAAAAUCUUCCAUUUCACUCUACUAAGGACAAAGUUAUAUCUUCUGAAGUUGGACCUCACUUGAUAAAGAUAGGUGUAUAGCCUUUUUGAGAACUAAUCAUACUUCUAUAUCAGUCGAUAUAAUAUAUUCAAUCAGAAAACUGGUUCUACA